Messenger RNA from Ramularia collo-cygni, 1014 nucleotides. Its product is annotated as related to DUF410 domain protein. Gene Ontology annotation, cellular component: TRC complex; cytosol. Gene Ontology annotation, molecular function: protein binding. The record is from RefSeq and is a predicted model, not a curated record. The coding region runs from base 1 to 1014 and encodes 337 amino acids. The transcript has 3 exons. Gene Ontology annotation, biological process: protein insertion into ER membrane. NCBI's taxonomy places the organism in Eukaryota, Fungi, Ascomycota, Dothideomycetes, Mycosphaerellales, Mycosphaerellaceae.
AUGUCGGCCAAGAUUCAAAAAGUGCUUGCGCGGCAGAAGAGCAAAAUUGAAGAAGGCGAAUUCUACGAAGCCCACCAACAACUGCGCACGAUUGCCAACCGCCAUGUCAAAUCCGCCGAUUAUGCCGCCGCCAUCGAUCUGCUCUCCUCCGGCGCUCAGAUGCUGCUCAAAGCGGGUCAAGGCGGGUCUGGCUCGGAUUUGUGCAUAUACCUGAUGGACGUCUAUUCCAAAGCAGACAUCCAGUCCGAUGUCACCAGCAAGGCGAGGAUUCUAUCCCUGUUGAAGGCUUUUCCCCCAAACGAGCCGAGUAAAAAGAAGUUUGUGGGCAGUAUCGUCGAAUGGUCCAGCAAAUCCAGUGAAUUCCCCGCCGGUGACCCGGAACUGCACCAUGUCAUCGGCCAACUAUUCGCGGAGGAAGGGGAAGUGUACGACGCCGAACGACAUCUCACGCUGGGAACAACCGACUCGGCCGCCGUCUUUGCCGACCUGGAAUACGCCUUUUACGCCUCCGACGAACCCUCAACAGCCUCGCAUUACGUUGCUCGCGCCGUUUUCCCCUACCUCCUCAUCGGUAACACCCGCUCCGCCAACAAAACCCUCCUGCUCUUCACCUCCAAACUCUCCUCCUCCCAUCCCGGUCUCGGAGUCCAGAGCAUCUCCUCCCCGUCCUCCGACAUCCGAAUCUACCCGUCCCUCCCCCUUCUCAACUUCCUCGGUCUCCUCCUCCUGGCCAUUCAACGCGGCUCCGCGGAUCUCUUUAAACAACUGAAAUCCCACUACGCCGCACAUCUCAAGGAAGUGGCAACGUGGGAAGAACCUCUGGCACAAAUCGGAGAAAUGUACUUUGGCAUCAAAAUCCCCAGCCAAAGUAACCCGAUGAUGGACAUGAUGAGUAGUAUGUUGAUGGGUGGCAACAAUCCUUUUGCCGCCAAAAAGAGGGAGGUCAAGCAGGUUGGUGCUGCUGCUACUGCGGAUGCUGCGAGUACUCCUGCGCCCGCGCCCGCUGUGGACUGA